This is a messenger RNA of Lactuca saligna, 735 nucleotides long. NCBI's taxonomy places the organism in Eukaryota, Viridiplantae, Streptophyta, Magnoliopsida, Asterales, Asteraceae. The record is from the annotation of a GenBank genome assembly.
AUGAUGUCCUCCGCCCCCGAACGUUUCCGCCAUUCUGAAUAUGGUUGUGAAACACGUAAGAAAACUGAAAUUGCAAGGCAAGAGAACCAUGGGUUUGCUGAUUUGGGUUUAUCCCUUGUUGGUGAAGCUUUGAUUCAACCUUUACAAGCUCAAAGAUCUAAUUGUCCAAUUACUUGGAAAACAAAGCAAGUGGCAAAUGAAGUUGAGGUUCGAGGACCUCCAGUUUCAAAAGCUUUUGAUAAUCAAGGAAAUCCGACUAAGUCACCACAAGACUUGGAAAAGUUAUAUUCAGAAGUUCAUCUUCUUAGAUCAUUAAAACACAAUAACAUCAUCAAGUUCUUUGAUUCAUAUCGGAAGAAACAUAAAACGGUUGAUUUGAAAGCGAUCAAGAAGUGGGCAAGACAAAUUCUAAAUGGUUUUCACUACCUUCACAAUCAAAAUCCACCUAUGAUUAACAUGGAUUUGAAAUGUGACAACAUAUUUGUGAAUGGGAACAAUGGAGAAAUCAAGAUUGGUGAUCUUGGAUUGGCAACUAUCAUGCAACAACCAACUGCCAAGAGUGUUAUUGGAACACCUGAAUUCAUGGCACCGGAGCUUUAUGAAGAGGAAUACAAUGAAGUUGUUGACAUAUAUUCUUUUGGGACGUAUUUGUUGGAAAUGGUGACAUUUGUGUAUCCUUAUAGUGAAUGCAAAAAUCCAACUCAAAUCUAUAAGAAAGUAAACUCAGUAAGUUGA